AUGUAUGUUAAGUAUGCCAAGGAGUGUGGGUUUUCAGUCAGGAAAGGGACUACAAAGACAAACUCUAAAGGUGUCUUACAUAUUAAGUAUUUCUUGUGUACGAGAGCUGGGGUAUAUAAGGACAAGAAGGUUGAUACGUUGGACCCCAAUCAAAAGGAGCGAGUAGUGCGAUCUAACUUUUCAAAGAGGACUGAUUGUGGUGCACUGUUAUGUGUAGAAUUUGAGGAUGGAUUUUGGAAGGUGUAUAAGUUUGUCAAGGAGCACAAUCAUGAACUUGUUGAACGUCCUGAUAAACAUUUUCUUCCAACUAAACGACACCUCACUCAGCUCCAGAAGCAUGUUAUACACAGCAUGUCUAAGCUGAAUUUGGGUCCUGUCAAGGCGUUUAAUGUUAUGAAGACUUGUUUUGGCGGUUUUGAAGAUGUGGGCACAAGCAAACCUAAUUUCUCGUAUGUUUACAUCACAGACGAAGAGAAUCGUUUGAAGGGUCAUUUUUGGUGUAACGAUCAAGCCAAACGUAAUUACCACGUGUUUGGUGAUGUGAUUUCGUUUGACGCCACGCAUCGUUCCAACAAAUACUCUAUGGUGUUUGUACCGUUCACGGGUAUAGACAAUCAUCACUUCAAUGUUACAUUUGGUGCAGCAUUGUUGGCGUCGGAAACUGCUGAUACUUUUGUCACUGACCAAGAUCCAGCGAUGAAGAAGGCUAUUUCUGUUGUAUUUGUUGACACGAGGCAUCGGUUAUGCAUGUGGCAUGUGAUGCAUAAACUUUCUCUGAAGGUUGGUGUUAGGCUAUGCAAUUCCAUCAAUUUUAAAGAACGUAUCUAUGGUGUUGUGUGGACGGAUAUUCUCACACCUGAAGAGUUUGAAUCAGAAUGGGAAGUGGUUAUUGCAGAAUUCAAUUUAGAAGAUAAUGACUGGCUAUCUGAUAUUUUUGCACUUAGGGAAUCUUGGAUCCCUGCAUACUAUAGAAUGGAGCAUAUGUCUGGUCUUAUGCGAACGACAUCCAGACAAACAUUCUAUGCAUGGCGUUAUAGAGAUAUUGUUUUUGGCAUUUUUCAGAUUGUUGCUCCUCCCGCUAGUUCUAGGGGUAGAUUUGCCGAGAUAACUGGUCAAUAUAAAAACGACAAGAAUCCUAUAAGAGUCCCUGUAGGUUAUAAAUCAAAAGGUUCUGGUUCUCGGAAGCGCCUGAAAUCUAAACAGGAGAUAGCAGUCGACAAAAAGAAAUCAAAGCCGAAACCCGGGGCCAAAGAAAGACAGUGUCAGAACUGCAAAGCCUAUGGGCACUACGCAUCAACAUGCAAACAGGCCGUAAUUAAAAGAAGAUCGACAAGGUCUUCGAGAGCCAGUGAAGAGUAG
Helianthus annuus (common sunflower) is the source of this 1359-nucleotide messenger RNA. Its product is annotated as protein FAR1-RELATED SEQUENCE 5-like. Bases 1 to 1359 code for a protein of 452 amino acids. Gene Ontology annotation, molecular function: zinc ion binding; nucleic acid binding. Gene Ontology annotation, biological process: regulation of DNA-templated transcription. The record is from RefSeq and is a predicted model, not a curated record. The transcript has 7 exons. Lineage: Eukaryota; Viridiplantae; Streptophyta; Magnoliopsida; Asterales; Asteraceae.